Molecule: messenger RNA, 2074 nt
Organism: Eubalaena glacialis (North Atlantic right whale)
Lineage: Eukaryota; Metazoa; Chordata; Mammalia; Artiodactyla; Balaenidae
Gene: CEL
Product: carboxyl ester lipase
Exons: 11
Coding region: 134-1984 (616 amino acids)
Biological process (GO): presynaptic membrane assembly; synaptic vesicle endocytosis; modulation of chemical synaptic transmission
Cellular component (GO): synapse; postsynaptic specialization membrane; cell surface
Molecular function (GO): triacylglycerol lipase activity; sterol ester esterase activity; signaling receptor activity
Source: RefSeq, a predicted model, not a curated record
UCGGCCAGCCUGGAGGAAAGGGUAACGGUGGGAGGCGGGGAGAGGGUUCCUCCUCAGGCAGCUCUGGGCUGGCUUCAGCCCCAUAAAUACCCGCAGGCCCAGAGGGAGGGCCACACAGAGGCAGCCACACACCAUGGGGCGCUGGGAGCCGGUGGUCUUGGGCCUCGCCUGCUGGCUGGCUGUAGCGAGUGCGGCGAAGCUGGGCGCCGUGUACACAGAGGGCGGCUUCGUGGAAGGCGUCAACAAGAAGCUGGGCCUCCUUGGCAACUAUGUCGACAUCUUCAAGGGCAUCCCCUAUGCCGCCGCCCCCAAGCCCCUGGAGAACCCCCAGCGACACCCCGGCUGGCAAGGAACCCUGAAGGCCGAGAACUUCAAGAAGCGAUGCCUGCAGGCCACCAUCACCCAGGACAGCACCUACGGGCAAGAGGACUGCCUCUACCUCAACAUCUGGGUCCCCCAGGGCAAGAAGGAAGUCUCCCGCAACCUGCCCGUCAUGAUCUGGAUCUACGGAGGUGCCUUCCUCAUGGGGUCCAGCCACGGGGCCAACUUUCUCAGCAACUACCUGUACGACGGGAAGGAGAUCGCCACUCGGGGCAACGUCAUCGUGGUCACUUUCAACUAUCGCGUCGGCCCCCUGGGCUUCCUCAGCACCGGGGACUCCAACCUGCCAGGUAACUAUGGCCUUCGAGAUCAGCACAUGGCCAUCGCUUGGGUGAAGAGGAACAUUGCAGCCUUUGGGGGAGACCCUGACAACAUCACCGUCUUUGGGGAAUCAGCUGGAGGUGCCAGCGCCUCUCUGCAGACCCUCUCUCCCUACAACAAGGGCCUCAUCAAGCGAGCCAUCAGCCAGAGUGGCGUGGCACUGUGCCCCUGGGCCAUCCAGAAGAACCCCCUCUUCUGGGCCAAAAGGAUCGCAGAGAAGGUGGGCUGCCCCUUGAACGAUACUGGCAGGAUGGCCAGGUGUCUGAAGGUCACCGACCCCCGUGCCCUGACAUUGGCCUAUAAGAUGCCCCUGGCAGGCAUGCAGUACCCCAUGCUGCACUAUCUGGGCUUCCUCCCUGUCAUCGAUGGAGACUUCAUCCCCAGUGACCCCGUCAACCUGUACGCCAAUGCUGCCGACAUCGACUACAUAGCAGGCACCAACGACAUGGACGGCCACAUCUUUGCCAGCGUCGAGAUGCCAGCCAUCGACAAGGACAAACAGGCCAUCACAGAGGAGGACUUCUACAAGCUGGUCAGCGGGCUCACCAUCACCAAGGGGCCCAGAGGUGCCAACGCCACCUUUGACAUCUACACCAAGCCCUGGGCCCAAGACUCGUCCCAGGAGACCAAGAAGAAGACCGUGGUGCACUUUGAGACCGACGUCCUCUUCCUGAUGCCCACGGAGAGCGCCGUGACCCAGCACAAGACCAAGGCCAAGAGCGCCAAGACCUACACCUACCUAUUCUCCCACCCGUCUCGGAUGCCCUUCUACCCCAGCUGGGUGGGGGCUGACCAUGCAGACGACCUCCAGUACGUCUUCGGGAAGCCCUUCGCCACCCCGCUGGGCUACCGGUCCCAAGACAGGACUGUCUCCAAGGCCAUGAUCGCCUACUGGACCAACUUUGCCAGAACUGGGGACCCUAACAUGGGCCACUCGGCUGUGCCCACGCACUGGUAUCCCUACACCCUGGAAAACGGCAACUACCUGGAAAUCAAUAAGAAGAUGGAUGGCAGCUCCAUGAAGCAGCACCUAAGGAACAAUUACCUGCAGUACUGGACCGUGACCUAUCGGGCACUGCCCACGGAGACCGGCGAGGGGGCCACCCCUGCGCCCCCAGCGGGCGACUCUGAGGCCACCCCCGCGCCCCCCGCGCCCACCGUGGGCGACUCUGAGGCCACCCCCGCGCCCCCCGCGCCCACCGUGGGCGACUCUGAGGCCACCCCCACGCCCCCCGCGGGCGACUCUGAGGUGGCUCAGAUGCCCAUAGUCAUCGGCUUCUAAUGUCCUUGGCCUCCAGAGGCCACAGGGUGGGACCCCAGGGCCCACCUUCCCUCCCAAGGUCUUCCUGAAUAAAGCCUCAUCCCUCUCUGU